This is a messenger RNA of Vitis riparia (riverbank grape), 838 nucleotides long. Its product is annotated as major pollen allergen Ole e 10-like. The transcript has 3 exons. The record is from RefSeq and is a predicted model, not a curated record. Lineage: Eukaryota; Viridiplantae; Streptophyta; Magnoliopsida; Vitales; Vitaceae. The coding region runs from base 21 to 470 and encodes 149 amino acids.
CUUGUAGCUGCGUUGUGACAAUGGAGAUGGCAAAAGGGCCUUUGGCAUUCCUUCCUCAGCUGGCCUUCACUUUUAUACUGUGUUUUUCUGUUUGUGCAGGGUCAAGGACGCGUGGUGAUGAAGGAAAGCUGGUAAGUUCAGUGUUACUUCAAUUCCUGCCACUGGUCCGAAACGGAGAUAAGCCAUCUUGGUGCAUCGCCAAGCCUUCAACCGAUAAUCUUAAGCUUUAUGAUAACAUUGAUUACAGCUGCAAGCAAAAUGGAGUUGACUGCAUUGGCAUUGCACCUGGUGGUAAAUGCUUUAAUCCAAAUAAUGCAGUUUCACAUGCUUCAAUGGCUAUGAAUCUCUACUACAAGGCUGCUGGAAAGCACACCUGGAACUGCCAUUUUAAUGGCACUGGUAUGAUCGUUCUUGUUGAUCCAUGUAAGUGUCUAAUGCUCAAACAGUGUUACAACAGGGAAUUUUGUUAGAUUUUGUCUUCCUAAAAACCCUAAUAGUCAUUUUGAGUUCAUAUCUCAAAUUCUUUUUCAUGUCUUUUGGCAGCCGUUGGAAGCUGCAUCUAUCAAGUUUGAGAGAUCCGGAAUCAGGCGAAGGGAAGACAUGCAUGCUGACAUGCCAAUUAAAUAAAUCAGAGUUGUUAACUUAGCCUGCUGUAUCUUGUACAAUGCUCCUUGUAAGCUCAAGGAGCAUGAAGAGGCUGUGAAAACAAAACAACAGCAACUCUGCUUUGAUAUCCCCUCCAAAUAGCUACCCAAUAAAAGCAUUAUUAAGGACAUCCAACAAUGCUUUAUUAAGGAAGCAACACUAUCACUUCAUUUCGAGUGUUCUGUUCACACAA